This is a messenger RNA of Selaginella moellendorffii, 1998 nucleotides long. RefSeq lists its product as uncharacterized. Lineage: Eukaryota; Viridiplantae; Streptophyta; Lycopodiopsida; Selaginellales; Selaginellaceae. The record is from RefSeq and is a predicted model, not a curated record. Bases 127 to 1887 code for a protein of 586 amino acids. The transcript has 9 exons.
UCAUAUAUUCGCUUGACGUCAGCAACGGUUACCGACUAUAACUGUUCUUCACACGGUUGUGAACAUCCCCUGUUUUUGCGGACGGCUUUUACUCUUUUCGCAAGGAAACAGAAAAACGAAAGAGUUAUGGCUCGCAUCUACGUCAAGCCUCAAGUGAGAAGUAGCAGGUCUCAUGGCCGGCCUCGAGCUCUCGACUACACCGUGAUAGAGCAAAUAGCCAACGGGAUCGAAAAGAUGGUUGUCCAAUGGAACCACGCAAAGGAGUCGAGGAUCAUCAGGCCUUACACCGGCAGCAGGAGUAAUACGGCCACUUCGUCCAAGAGUUCUGCAAGGCCAACUUGGAAGCAUUUGGAUCAAGCAGUUUCUUCGCCUCAGGUUGUGGAACGUACUAGCACUGCACCAGCAGCCAUUGAUGGUAGUGGCAAUAGUAACGCAGGUAGAGCGGAGAUGGGUAGUUUUACAGGGUCGGCUGGGCUACUCAACGAGAUGGUCAUUCCCAACUUCGGAGGGAUUACCCGAGCUGAGAUGGUGACCAAGAGCCAGGAACCCGAUGGCGUUGUGAAUUCCUCCUGGUACUUGAAGAGUAACCAUGUCAACAGCAGUGUUGACGGGGACCUUCAGUGUGCGUCGUCUAGAACCGAUCGGGACAACGCUCAGACUAGUGAGGACGGCAGCAGCGCUAUUGGAAUAACUCCCAGGCUUGAGUGUGCUGUGGAGCGAAUCCAGGAGUUGACCAGCACUUGUACUUCAUAUUCUCAAGAACUUCCGAAGAAAAAGGCUACUUUGGUUUCAAUUGACGAGCCAGUGAUGACAGGGGCUUCAAAAGAACCGGCUCAACAAUACGCUGACCAGAUGCUGCACUACGAGCUGGAAAAUGACGUCGGAAAAGAUGCUGUAGAAGUCCGUCAUGGAAGUUUAUCGGAGAGAACCGAGUCUGCUUGUAAGGAAUCGUACAGUGGCGAUGACAGGAGUGCUCCUCAAGUACUGAAUAAUCAAGUGGACGAUUGGACCGAAACAACUACAAUCGUCGGUGACCAGAACAUUCGGGAGCUUAUUUCCUACACCAAGAAGAAAGAAGUCACGAAGGAAAAGCAGGAACUUUUAGACGACUACAAGGUUAAAAUUGAAGAGCUGCAGAUUGCUCUACUGGAGUGCUCUACGGAGUAUGAAGUCAAGAUAGUUGAAAUGAAAAUGAUGAUGCUAAACAUGAAAUCUCAGUAUCGGCAGCAGAUGACGACUACCGGAAACGGUCAUAUCAAUGUGAAACUUCUACAGCCGCCAACGACGAAAGAGUUUUCCUUGGUUACAAACAACCAAGCGAAACAAAACGUUGAUUUUCUGAAGAAGCAAAUGCAAAAGCUCAAGCAGGAUAAAGAAAAUUUGAGCAGGGAGCUCUUUUCUAUGAAAAAGAAGCAGAGGCAAUCUGAGAAGCAGAAGAAAAGCCUUGACGACGCGUUGAACAAAGUCUCUUGCUUAAGAAGAGAACUGGCAAGACGAGACGAGGAGAUAUUGGAUUCUCAUCUAAGAGAGAAAGAACAGAGAGGUCAGCUGCACGAACUUCACCAUGCGCUACAAAACGCGAGAGCGGCUCAGGCAGAGCCUGGAAAGCUGCUGGCGCUGCUUCCGGUGCUCAGAAACUGGCUAAAAUCUGUUAAAAAGGGUCAAUAUUACUACGAGCCGAAUCUAAUACACAGCUUAGAACCUUUCGUCCAGUCCCAGGCAUUUACGAGAAAAACGCCAGCAAAGACUCCGCUGGCGAUAACAGCAGACUAUGCUAAAGAGAAUCGCCAGGGACCUCGAGUUGACAAGAUUGUCGGGUCAGUGACGAAAGAAAUCCAAGCAUUGCAAAAGGCACUCGAGAAGCUUGCAUGCGGGAGAUAUCAGUAAAGGCGAUUGAAAUGGCAGCAGAGGCUGAGAAGACGGAAAAGAUGCUAUUCCAACCACGCAGCAAAGGAAGAAGUAACCCAACCAAGUCUGGAGGUUCUUUCGUCCUUGCUC